AUCUUUAUAUUAGACACGCCUUAGACCAAGAUCGAUGGUUGUGUAGAUGAAUGACGGGGAGAAUAAAUGGAACCAUAUUCUGAUGUGAUAGCGAACCAGCCCGUUGUGAUAGACAACGGGUCUGGAGUAAUUAAGGCAGGUUUUGCUGGAGACCAGGUGCCAAAAUAUCAUUUUCCUAAUUUUAUUGGUCGCCCUAAACAUGUACGUGUCAUGGCAGGAGCUUUGGAAGGGGAUGUCUUCCUGGGUCCUGAUGCUGAGGAACACCGUGGCUUGUUGACGAUACGAUAUCCAAUGGAGCAUGGUAGUGUGAAAGAUUGGAAUGACAUGGAAAGAAUCUGGCAGUAUAUUUAUUCUAAGGACCAACUACAGACAUUUUCAGAAGAGCAUCCAGUGUUACUGACAGAAGCACCAUUAAAUCCAAGAAGAAAUAGGGAAAAAGCAGCAGAAAUUUUCUUUGAAACGUUUAAUGUGCCAGCGUUGUUUAUCUCCAUGCAAGCUGUACUAAGUCUGUAUGCUACAGGUAGGACCACAGGUGUUGUAUUGGAUUCUGGUGAUGGGGUCACUCAUUCUGUACCCAUCUAUGAGGGUUUCGCAAUGCCUCACAGUAUUAUGAGGUCAGACAUUGCUGGCCGAGAUGUGACACGUUACCUACGGCUUCUCUUGAGGAAGGAGGGUUACAACUUCCACACAUCAGCUGAGCUAGAAAUUGUUAAAACCAUUAAAGAGCGUGCUUGUUACUUAUCUAUUAAUCCUUUAAAAGAAGAGUCAAUGGAAGCAGAGAAGUCACAAUAUACAUUACCAGAUGGCAGUUCAAUAGAGGUAGGCCCAGCGCGGUUUAGGGCGCCUGAGCUUCUGUUUAGACCUGACCUGAUUGGUGAAGAGUUUGAGGGAAUACAUGAAGUGCUGGAGUACUCUAUACGCAAAUCUGAUAUGGACCUAAGGCGCACACUUUUCUCCAACAUAGUGUUGUCUGGAGGUUCAACACUGUUUAAAGGUUUCGGUGAUCGGCUGCUUAGUGAGGUUAGGAAACUCUCUCCCAAGGAUAUAAAAAUUAGGAUUUCUGCUCCCCAGGAAAGAUUAUAUUCCACCUGGAUAGGUGGAUCGAUCCUAGCUUCCCUCGACACUUUCAAGAAGAUGUGGGUGUCUAAACGCGAGUAUAACGAAGAGGGAGUGAAGGCCAUUCAUAGAAAGACAUUCUAGCCCAACCAAGCUACAGUGUUAUUGUAUGGCUUGUGACAAAUUAUGAACAUGUACAUACCAGGUGUAUUUAUAUACAGAGCCAAGAUCACAUUGCUGGCUGGGAACAUUGAGGAGCUUAAGUCUGGAUGGAUACCAUAAGGGAAGGUCUAGAAGAUUUUCAACAUUUGAAAUGAAAAAUUAUAUAUUAAACCUAAUUUAUGUUGGUUUAUUUGUAUUUCGCUGAAGAGGAAUAUGCUGAUGAAUUCUUAAAUAUCUACCAAUUUCUGCAAUUUAUUUUCGCUUUUUAUUUCGUAAAAAAAAAAUCAGAAUUCAAAAACAGCUUUUCCAAAAAAUUCACAAUCCUUGUUUCUUUUGUGAAAAAAUUAAUCAUUGCAGUUUAAAGCUUGUAGUUUGUUGAUAAAUGUACCCGGUGCACCAGCAUUAUCUACACAGUUGGCUUUUAGUCGGAAUGGUUCUGUUGAUUGAGGGACUCAUACAGCUGUGAUAGGAGUUGGGAGACUGUACCUGGGGCCAUUCUAUGAAGAGUGUUUUUCCUGUGUUAACAAGACAAUUCUGUCCCGGGGCACUGCGAACAUCUCUACGGAAAUCUCAAAACGUAUAUUUGGUUACGAUGCUGCAAUAUCAUUUCAUGUAUUACAUGUUGUAUCCAAAAAACUAUUUCGAUUAAUCAACAUGGAUAACAAAAUUUGAACACCUCAGUUACAUGCAUGAGGCGGCCAGACCUGUGAAGUAAUACAAAGUGAUUAAACAAUAGAUUCAAAUAAGCUAUUGUUCAUGGGGAAUUUACUGACCCAUGUCCGAGAGAAGGAGUAUAAAGUACACGAUAAAAAAUGUUGAGGUUACAUUCAGUUCAGCAUUUGCUGGGCAUAAAUCCUGUGUAGAUACAAAAACAGGAAAAUGUUCUAAGUUUAAUUUCGCUACAAGCAACUGUGUUCCAUCAUUACCAUCAACAAAACAAUACUCCUUUCGCUUUUCAUUUUGUUGAUAUGAAGUUGUUAUGUGAUGUCAGUGCUAAUCAUCUCAAUGUGUGUACUACAUCAUUGUAUAAAUCAAUUCUUACCUUCCAUCCCUUAUAAAAGGGUUUAGUUUGAUCCAGAUAAAAAAUGGGUUAUACCAACUCCAUGUCUAGGGGUUGGUGCCCCGUUAUAUGGAAACUGAGAUUCUGUUGAAGCAUUAAUUGAUUUCGUUCCUUGACAUCACUUGUUCAUUUAAGAUGUGUUCUCAGAGACAGUUGGUGUCAAAUAGGUUUAUUAACAAUGAUUGUAUGUCAAGGUUGGGAAGAAAAACUUAUUUAAGCGUGAGUCCAAUUCUAUUUAAAUUAAAUGAUAUAUUUAUUAUGCAUGAAUGCUUUUGAAGAUUUUAUAACGUAGUAAUCAUGACACCAUUGACCAAGGCUGGAUUCGUACAUUGUCAGAAAUGUUUUUUUGUUCCUCAUAUUAAAACACUAAAACACUAGUAGUUUGUAGCAUUCAUAUUUCGAGUAGAAUAAGGUGGUUGUUUUUUUUUUUUUUUUUUUUUUAUAUUCUUAAUUCUUGUCCAAGAUCCGAUACCAAAAUAUUAAAGGUCAAGGUCAAAGCCAAACGGAUAUGAAAUGUAACAAACUACUCAACUUUCUAGUAGUCUAUUAAUCAGUUAUUAAUGAUAAGGUGCUGUUCUCAGAUUCAUCUGCAGUUCAAUUUUUUGGUCAAAUGUAAAAGAUGAUUACAACUACAUUUCACAAAAGGGCCAAUAUAAGAGGAAAAAAAUCUGCUAGAUUCAGAUAUUGUAUCUACUAGUUUCCGUGGUUGGACAUUUACUGUUGAAGUCAUUCAUAACACAUGUUCAUCCAUUCUCUUUAUCAAAACCAAAUGUCCUAUUAAUAUUGAAAUAGUUUGAUAAUUUGCUUGGUCCAUUCCCCAUUAAUGUUUUAAUGAUUUAUAUUAUAGAAUUGUUAUGAAAUCGAACAAACAAGGUAAUGCGAUUACCUCCUGUCACAAAAUUGUUUCUCCGUGUACAGAGACAUUUUUCGACUACCUUCCACCACUCACUCUCAGUGAUUUCCACAUACUAAAAAUUAAAUAUACUUUCUCAAAUCAUGCAAAUACAGUCUGCUGUAAAAUUUACCAAGAAAAAACCCUAACUGCCUGUACAUGUAUUAGAAUUUUUCCCAUAGCUAAUUGUCAGAUCAUAAUUUUUCAAUUUUAUAUAUUAGCCUGUAAACUUUCAGUAACAUUCGGGUAGUUUUCUCAUUUAAGUAAUUCAAUUUUUUUAGCGCCAUUACAUGUAAAGGAUGAGCACAAUGUUUUAUACUUUUAGUUUUUGACACGAGUUGCCUGCGUUUGUUCCGCUAUAGAAUCUGAUAAUUUUGUUAGUGUGCAUGUUUUUUUAGGAUAUUUUUCUAUUCUUAAAACUUUUCAUUAUAUCAUUGUAUUCAACCUUACAUGCUUACUCAAGUUUAAAACUGAUUUUGGACAGUACAAGUUUCUGGAUAUGUUAGUUUUCUAGAUAUCUACUCUAAAAAUAUGUUUACCAUUGAACUGUGUUUCCCAUUUUUGAAUUUAACAAAAAAGUUUUUAUGAGUUUUGAGUACUUUUGAACUAUCAGCAAUCUAAUUAAAAUUAGACUUGUAAUUUCCACUCCUCUACGGUACUCUACGAUACACUGCAAUGUAAUUGUAUUGAAGUGUAUUGUAGAGCAUUGUAGAGGAGCGGAAAUUACAAGUCUACAAGAACUAUCAGUAUCCCUCAUCAGAUAUUUGAUUACUAUUUGUGUUUUUUUUUUAUGUUAUGGAAAAACCUAGAGCAAUUUCCUUAAACAGGCAGUGUGAUAAUGCAUGUAUGUAAUGGAUUUGAAAUGUAAAAUACUGUAUUAUAAAAUCAUGUAUUCAAAAUUUGAUACAAAAAAUUCAAGAUUGGUGUAUCGGCCCAAUGUGCUGUCUAUCCAUUGUUCCGUGAAUAACAUAUCCAGACAUUGCCAGUAAACCUAUCCUUGUGUUCAACUAGACUGAAAGUCUGUCAUGUAGGGAAUAGAAAUCUAUCUUCUGAAACUUUUAGAUUAUGAUUACAGGCAAAGUUGGAACAGUGAAUUAUGUUAUCAAGACUGUUUGUCAGAAAUGAUUGUUUGUGUUAUAAGUGAUGUGUGCAAUAUAAAAUACCCUUGGUCAGCUAAUGUGUGCUUUCAGUGCAUUUUCCCCCCAAUAUCAUCAGCCGAGUAAGCAUUGCAAGCCAAUAUUAUAGUAUUUUAGGCAUUGAAACACAACUUGAAUGACCACCAAACUCUUAAGCAAAACUGUUUUUAGUUCACCAUGCCCGAAAAGCUUAUGCCAUCGUGCAGGAUGACGGUCUUCCAACUGUCCAGCAUAAACUUUUCUCUUUUACCAACUUCUUUCUUAUCACCAAGAGGUCCAGAGGCCUGAUUUUAGGCUUGUUGUAUGCUGGGCUCAAGACUAUAAGGUUUGUUCAAAUGAAUGACCUGAGCUAGAUUCAAGGUCAAGGGUCAAAAAUGCUGGAGUAUUGAAAUUACUUCUUCUCGGUAACCGAGAAGCCCAGACACCUAAUAUUGGGCCUGUAGCAUGCUGGGGUGAAGCACUUCCAGGUGUGAAGAACUGAAUUAACUUGAUCUACAUUUAAGGUCAUGGGCCUAAUAUUUCAAAAUGAAGAGGCCCAGAGAUCUGAUGUUGGGCAUGUAUCUUGCUGGGGUGAAGGGCUACCAAGUUUGUUCAAAUGAGGGUUCAGGAUAUGGACCUGGAAAAUAUGGGAUGAAGCUGUUAAAUUUUUAAAAUGAAUUUUCUAGGGAUUCUCUCAUUGAAAUAAAGAGAUAAUCAGCUUAGCAUCCACAUCAAUGGCAUAAAUCAACAUUAAAGUUCCUUUAGUGGCAUUCGAGUGAUUCAGGCCUAUUGGGCCUCUUGUUAAAUAUACAUGUAUCUAAUAAAGUGUCCACAAAGUUGGUAAAGUCAUGUAUCAGUGUAGAGAGACUUGAAUCACUACAUUGCUGCUGCAGGCUUGUUUGUUUGCUGGAUUUAUAACCCUGUGAACAGCCAGGGUCAUUUUAAUGCGAGGUCUCCCUGUAGUACUUGGUGACUACCUCAUUGAACAACAUACAAUAGGCCAGUUUAAUAUAUGCCAAUCGGAGCAAAUAGAAUAGGGUAGAGUUUCUUGCCCAAGGACACCACCACGAAAGCACAGACUCUACCAUUUCUCAGCUUCCUGAGAAACACAAACCAACUCGGGAAGGGAGCGUCAAACCAUGCACCUCAGCUUCACCUGAGGUCAUGUUGCCAGCACUCUAAACAAAUGGAAUAUCGCGGCCCCUGCUGCAGGUAGUUAUAGACAUAAUUUGCAGUCCUUUUUGUCUGCAGAUUGUCAUUUCUGUGUACUGUGGAACCUUGUUAGUCUAGAUCUGCAGACUGUCGUUUUGGUGGAAUGCUAAACCUUGGUCAGUCUACAGACUUGUUACUGUGUACUAUGGAACCUUGCUAUCGGACAAAUAUAAACAAAAAACUGCAGAGUUAAUUUGCACACUGUGCUGUAAUUCGUUUACAUCUUAACAUAAUAAUAUUAACUAGUAUGACAUGAUUUUGAUGCAUCUUGGUCAACAAUUCUACAAAGAAUCAGUUCAAAAUUGAUAUGUUGGCACUCACAAGGUAGGAUUAAUUUGAUAUGGACAAAGAGGCAAUUCUGUGGCAAUUACAAAUUUAGCUUGCAGGGCAUGGCACAGCAUCCCUCCUUUGUCCUUUCUUUAAUUUCCCCGAAAAUUUCUACUAGUGCAGUGGACUUGACCAAAUUGGGUGAAAUAUUGGAACCAAUUUUAUACAAAAGGUGGGACUGGUCCCCCAAUGUAGAGUAUUAAAAGUAGCUAGUCUAAUCCAUGACAGAAAAAUAUGGACGUUUCUGACCAGGCGAGCUAAAAACAAAUCAACAUCUAUGAUAUUGGAAAUGUGUGAGGAUUGUCUUGUAUACUAAGGUUCCACUGUGUAUCUUUAGUUUCCUUCAAUGUUUUUCUCUGACAAUUUCCAUUGUCAUUAGAUAAUUUACAUUAUUGACAUUUUUGCUUUCGUUUAGCUUCUGCUUAUACUAUUCUAAGUGCAGGAGAUCUAGAUAGGUGUUUAAUGGUACGACUGGUGAUGGGAAAUUGUGUAGCUUACCCAACCCAUUUCAGUGACAUACAAUGAGAGGCUUCAAAAAUUUUUGUGUAAAUGAAAAUUACACUGAUAAAUAUGUAUGUUAUGGUAACAAAAAAGGAAAUAAAAUAUUUCAAUUUGA
This is a messenger RNA of Pecten maximus, 6440 nucleotides long. Its product is annotated as alpha-centractin. The transcript has 11 exons. NCBI's taxonomy places the organism in Eukaryota, Metazoa, Mollusca, Bivalvia, Pectinida, Pectinidae. The record is from RefSeq and is a predicted model, not a curated record. The coding region runs from base 67 to 1200 and encodes 377 amino acids.